Molecule: messenger RNA, 2440 nt
Organism: Megalobrama amblycephala (Wuchang bream)
Lineage: Eukaryota; Metazoa; Chordata; Actinopteri; Cypriniformes; Xenocyprididae
Product: olfactory receptor 52L1-like
Exons: 2
Coding region: 135-1073 (312 amino acids)
Biological process (GO): G protein-coupled receptor signaling pathway
Cellular component (GO): membrane
Molecular function (GO): olfactory receptor activity; G protein-coupled receptor activity
Source: RefSeq, a predicted model, not a curated record
AGAAAGCAUGUGAACGGAGAACAUGACUUCCAAUAGACAGAGACAAUUAAGCUUGAUACAACUUUGUGUGUCUAAUUAGUUUUCCAAUAACUUUCCAAAAACAAAAUCCACAUAAUAAUUACAUAUCAUUCAACAUGCAGCCACCAUUAAAGAAUGAGUCCAAUGUCUUGGUAUUUACACUCUCUGGUCUGAAUGAAACAAUGGAAAAUAGAUAUGUCUUGUUUUCUUUUACUGCACUGUAUUAUCCCCUUAUGGUCUUUUGUAAUGUAACUAUAAUUACUACUAUACUCUUACAUAAGAAACUUCAUGAGCCGAUGUAUGUGUUUAUAUGUAAUCUGUGUGUAAAUGGACUUUUUGGCACUUCUGGAUUCUACCCUAAAUUCAUGUAUGACUUAUUAUCCCACGAUCAUGUGAUUUCUUAUAUUGGAUGCCUGAUUCAGAUAUUUGUCAUUUAUUCAUCUAUUCUGUGUGACUUUUCAACAUUAACAGUGAUGGCAUAUGACAGGUAUGUGGCAAUAUGUAGACCACUGGAGUACCAUUCAAAAAUGACAAAUCAGAAGAUUCUAAAUUGUAUCCUUUUCUGCUGGCUGGCUCCAUUUUCUUGCAUGUCUGUUCUAAUCAUUUUAAUAUCUAGACUCACCUUAUGUGGCUUUAAUAUCGAAAAGUUAUACUGUGAGAUUUGGGCAGUUGCAAAACUUUCUUGUUUUUCUACAACAGUAAAUAAUGUGUUUGGGUACAUUGUUAUUCUUACAUACUUUGGACAUGCAGUAUUGAUAUUUUGCUCAUACAUUCACUUGAUUAGAAAGUGCAGGAAGUCAAUAGAGGUCAGGCACAAAUUCAUACAAACAUGUGUGCCACAUCUGCUUGCACUGAUCAAUGUGACAGCUGCUUUUUUGUUUGAUGUACUGUACAGUCGUUAUGGCUCAAAGAAUGUGCCACAAGGCGUACGUAAUUUCAUGGCUCUUGAAUUCUUACUUGUCCCACCCAUUUUAAAUCCUCUUAUUUAUGGACUAAAUCUGACAAUAGUGCGCCAGCAAGUUAUGAGACUGUUUUUCAAGAAACUAAUGAGAUAAUAAAAGAUAGAUAAUGAAAAAUAGACAGAUAAAUAAAUAGAUAAUAGAUCAUGAAAAAUAAAUAUACCAAAAUGUAUUUGGAAUACAUUUAUUUCAUGCUAAGUAUACUUCAAAUACAUUUCCAUAUUUAUCCACUUAAUAAAAAUACCCCACAAUUGUACUUUAGAUGUAUACUAAAUUGGUACACUUAAAGUCUGCUAAAGAUAACUAAAGAUAUUAAGUAUAUCUGAUUGUGCUAAAAUGGAACUAUUGCAAGUAUAAUUUAGGUACACUUUAAAUAUCUUGCCUUUAAAGACUGUUAUAUAGAGAUCAUACAAUCCUUAUUAAUAGUGAUAUUAAUACACUUUUAGGCUUAAUAUUAAGAAAUGUGCAUUGUGUAAUAAAGAUGUACUCCAAACAAAGCUUAACCCAUUUAAUCCAAUUUCCCAGACAUGCAAAUAUCCAAAUGAUGUGUCAUUAGUAACCCCUUGAAAUAAUCAAUAAUUAUUUUUUUUUAUUUUUUAUGGAAAAGUGUGUGAAAAAAAAUAUGUUUUAUGGUGGGUCACAACUGUGACUGGUGAGAUAAUGAGUAUACUGAAAAUUCUUAUAGCCUAUAUCAGCCGAGUUAUCAACACAUUUUAAACUCCAUUUCAUCACAUUUUAAGGUUAUUAUUAUACAUAAAAACCCUUAUACAACACUUUCUGAGAUAAAAGACAAAAAUAAAAUAAAAGUAAAUAAAUAAAAAUACAACCAACAUCGAAUUUCUGUACCUUUAUCAAAAAUGUAUGUUAACAUACUUUACUAAUGUUUUGUUUUGGAGCUUUGAUUGUACAAACAAGAAUUAAACUGCUCUGGUCAUUUGACAAUUUGCACUAACCAUGUGAAACUGCACAUAUCUAACUGAGACCCUUUAUUCUUUCCAUAUUUGCUGGAAACCGCCUACUCACUAAGUAGGUACUUAAUUUCAAUAAACAUUCAAUAAACUGGACAUCAUCCAUCAUGUUGACGUUAUCAUGUGACCUACGAUGCUUUCACAAGCGCAACAACUUAAAAGUUAUGAGUAACAGGUUUAAUUCAUCUAUCUGUAAAUAUCUUGAUAUUUAUUAAACUUGCUAAUUUUGUUGUCUUGUAGAAGAAACAGCUGCCCAUUUAUUUUGUGAUUUUAGUAUAACCUAAAAAAUUGGGGUUAAUUUAAUUUAUUAUACUUUUAACCCUACUAAUGUGACCCACAGUUUUAUCCUUAAAGAUAUUAUUUUUUAUUAUGAAAACCCAAAAUCGUGAUCUUAUGAAUAUGUUGUUAAUUUCUUUAUUUUAUUUGCAAAUAUUUUCAUCCAAAAGCAAAAGUGGCUUAAAUCUCCUAUGUUUUCCUCUUUUUCUUGUUUCUUGU